Messenger RNA from Eutrema salsugineum, 1973 nucleotides. RefSeq names its product probable E3 ubiquitin-protein ligase RHG1A. The transcript has 6 exons. Lineage: Eukaryota; Viridiplantae; Streptophyta; Magnoliopsida; Brassicales; Brassicaceae. Gene Ontology annotation, molecular function: ubiquitin protein ligase activity. The record is from RefSeq and is a predicted model, not a curated record. Bases 258 to 1787 code for a protein of 509 amino acids.
CGAAACCCAAAAUCAACGGAUCCGAUCACUCCGACCGCUGUUUCGCCUUUGCUACGCCACUUCUUCUUCUUCUUCUCCGAUACUAAUCACAAAAUAUUUACAAAUACGGAUUUGGAAGAUUACGCCUUCGCAUCUCUCUCAUUCCACGUUUCUUCGGAGAAGAGAUAUCUGUCUGAAAAAGUUAUUGCCAGAAUUUUGGUUUUUCUCUCCCGCCCCUGCUUUCACUCUUUCGCUACGAGUAAGGGUGUCUUUUACGCAUGGAUGGAUUUAAGGGUAAAAGAACAUCCGGACAGAUUAUGCCUCGAAAAGCAAGUGGCCUUGUUCUGCAUGAGAAUAUGAAGAAGAAAGAUGAUAAAGGUGUCCCUAUCUGCAGCCGAAUCGGUUGCAGUUCCCGGUUAAGUUCUACCAAGGAAACCCCAAUUGAUCACAAACCAAAAUCUACCUUAUUUUCGUCUCGAUCUAUCUCAAACGGAAAGGAAACCGUAGGGAGUUCAUCUCGAAGUACGAGUGGAUUUGGUGGCUUGAAAAAGGCCUCCAAAGUUACCGGUAGGAGACAAAUAUCUUCUCUUUUGGACACAGAUUCUUUAGAGAGUAGCAGUGUUCAUGACGAGGCAGCCGUGACUGAGCGUGCCCUUCCACGUGGAAAGACCAAAGAAAGCACUAUCAAUGCUCAUUCUGAAAAUAGUGUCUUUAGAGAAGUUGUGACCGAAGCAGGAAGUUCAAGCAGAAGCAUACAGAAGAGACCUGAUCUGGUCACCCGAGAAGCAAGAGCUAGUGCGAACAAGAAUGGAUUGAGAGACUUGAGGUGCAAAACUGGCUCUGAUGUUCUUCCUUCCGUUUCAAACCUGACAAGAAACAGCAAUAUAUUUAGAAAGAAAAACUCUGAUGGAGAGAGCAGCUCUUCAAGCAGAGGGAAUAAGACGGAUAGAUCAGUGGUUGAGGUAAAGAAUCAGAGAUCCUCUCUUGGCAGUGGCAUCACCAUGUCUGAAUCUAGGAGGAACAGAAAUCUCCCAAGUGUUAGGGACAACAGUGUUGUUUCAAGUAGUACUAGGAGAUCAUCGUCUGGUUUUUGUGGUAGAACAGGGCGUUCUUCUGGAGCGGUUACAACUUCACAAGCGCCUCAGCGUGCAAAACGGGCUGAUCUCAAUCCUUCUAGAUCUGCUGAAGUUUCGCAUAGUCCUUCAAAUAGUUACAAUAGGCCAAUCAGUAGCAAUGGCAGAUUACGUAGCUUGAUGAUCCCUGGAAGCCCUUCAGAAGCCAGCCUUUCUCGCUCUUUGAUGAACCGUGAUGGUUUCAGACGUUAUAAUAUGAAUGGAGUUGCAGAGGUUUUGCUGGCUCUGGAAAGGAUUGAACAAGACGAAGAGCUUACAUACGAGCAAUUGGUUGUUUUAGAGACCAAUCUGUUAUUAAAUGGUGUAAGCAGCUUCCACGAUCAGCAUAGAGAUAUGAGGCUUGACAUUGAUAACAUGUCGUAUGAGGAGCUAUUAGCAUUGGAGGAAAAAAUGGGAACAGUGAGCACUGCUCUAAGCGAGGAAGCGCUGCUGAAAAGCCUGAAGUCAAGCAUUUACCGUCCAAUAGAUGAAUCCGGUGGCAUUUGCCUGAACAAAGAUGAUGAUGUCAAAUGCAGUAUUUGCCAGGAAGAGUAUGUUGAUGGAGAUGAAGUAGGGAAUUUGCCUUGCCAACAUAUGUACCACGUGAGCUGCGCACAACAGUGGCUUCGGAUGAAGAAUUGGUGUCCUAUCUGCAAAACCUCUGCUGAAUCUCAGCCACAGCCAUUUUCAUGUUGAUAGAAAAUACACUCACCAAAGGGCUUGUCUCUACUUCCACGAUCUUGCCAUCUCUUCUCUGUACAUAAUUUUUUUCUUUCUUUACUUAUACACAAUUGGCAAUUAAUGGAAAAUAAGACCAGGUGGACAAAUUCCUUCUUCCACCUGUUUACAGAUUUAACAUUAUAAUUGAAAAUUCAAACCAAU